UCGUUAUAGUGGGAGUUUGCUUUGUGUAUCCUACGGGGAGGUUUUAUGAAAUGGGAUAUUGUAUUGACUCAACAGGAAAUAGACUACGGUUUAGAGUAGUACAUCGUCAGAGGACAUGAAGAAAUACUGUCGGUGAUAUUAAACGCAGAGAGGCUACUUUAUUGUGCUGUAGAAGUUUUGACAUGUUUCUAGCAGUGCGGCUCGUUUUUUUAGCAUACUCUCUUCUGUUUAUGUGCUAGAAUAAGAAGAAGUGUCAUUUCGCUUGAUACAUUUUGCCUUGCCGGAGCUACAAUGACACCGUUGAAUUUGACAAUGAAGGAGAGAACACUUCCUCGCGCUAAAACCCACUGGAUUUCAACAGCAGCAACAGCUGGAAUAGUUGUGCUGUGUGUGUUUGCGUGGUCCUGUCACGCGGAAGAAGCAUCUUGUCACGGAGCUUACGACUUGUACUUUGUUCUAGAUAGAUCGGGAAGUGUUUCUAACGACUGGGGUGAGAUUUAUGCCUUUGUGAAGAAUCUGACAGAUCGAUUUGUGAGCCCCAGCAUGAGGGUUUCCUUUAUAGUGUUCUCAUCUUCAGCCAAAGUGAUGUUACCUCUCACUGGAGACAGGUAUGAAAUCCAGAAAGGCUUGGAGGCACUGAGAGAGGUGAAGCCAGCAGGGGAAACCUACAUGCAUGAAGGGAUUAAAGAGGCAAACCUUCAAAUCAAAGCCCAAGCGACCAAGUCCUCCAGCAUCAUUGUGGCUUUGACGGACGGAAAGCUGGAGGUCUAUGUACAUGAACUAACAGUUGAAGCGGCCAACGAUGCAAGGUACUACGGUGCUCGGGUGUACUGUGUUGGUAUCAAGGACUUUGACGAGCAACAGCUAGCCGAGGUGGCUGACACCAAAGAUCAAGUGUUCCCUGUUAAAGAUGGUUUCCAUGCACUCAAAGGCAUUGUCAAUUCAAUAUUAAAGCAGUCCUGUACAGAGAUCCUGACAGUGGAGCCGUCCAGUGUCUGUGUGAACCAGUCGUUUGACAUCGUGCUUCGAGGGAACGGCUUCUCGGUGGGACGAGGCAACGACGGGGUCGUCUGUAGCUUCAUGGUGGGCCAGCAGAUCUACAAUCGGAAGCCAAGCAUUGUGCAGAACGAUUAUCUCCUGUGUGCUGCACCGGUUCUGUAUGAAGUCGGACAGUCGAUGGACGUACUGAUCAGUCUGAAUCACGGGAAAUCCUUCAUCUCUAGUGCCUUCACCAUCCACGCCUCAACAUGUUCGAACGGCUUCGCUGUAGCCAUAACUCUCCUGGUGCUGUUGUUACUGGCAGCCUUGGUAGCUGCUUGGUGGUUCUGGCCUCUCUGCUGCACCGUGGUCAUUAAACCCCCUCCUCCUCCCCCUGCUCCGUUGCGGCCUCCACCACCUGAGCCAGAGGAGGAUGACCAUCUGCCCAAGAAGAAGUGGGCGACUGUGGACGCCUCGUACUACGGAGGGAGAGGAGCAGGAGGGAUCAAACGCAUGGAGGUGCGUUGGGGAGAGAAGGGCUCUACAGAAGAAGGGGCAAGGCUAGAGAAGGCUAAGAAUGCUGUAGUGUCUGUUCCUGAGGAGGUGGAAGAGCCCAUGAUGCCCAGACGGGUCCCCAAACCCAAACCUACAUACCAACAGCGCCAGGAGUCCAAAUGGUAUACCCCUAUAAAGACGCCCCCCUCUCUACUGCCUGAUCAGACGUCCCCCUCUCUACUGCCUGAUCAGACGUCCCCCUCUCUACUGCCUGAUCAGACGUCCCCCUCUCUACUGCCUGAUCAGACGUCCCCCUCUCUACUGCCUGAUCAGACGUCCCCCUCUCUACUGCCUGAUCAGACGUCCCCCUCUCUACUGCCUGAUCAGACGUCCCCCUCUCUACUGCCUGAUCAGACGUCCCCCUCUCUACUGCCUGAUCAGACGUCCCCCUCUCUACUGCCUGAUCAGACGUCCCCCUCUCUACUGCCUGAUCAGACGUCCCCCUCUCUACUGCCUGAUCAGACGUCCCCCUCUCUACUGCCUGAUCAGACGUCCCCCUCUCUACUGCCUGAUCAGACGUCCCCCUCUCUACUGCCUGAUCAGAUGUCCCCCUCUCUACUGCCUGAUCAGACGUCCCCCUCUCUACUGCCUGAUCAGACGUCCCCCUCUCUACUGCCUGAUCAGACGUCCCCCUCUCUACUGCCUGAUCAGACGUCCCCCUCUCUACUGCCUGAUCAGACAUCCCCCUCUCUACUGCCUGAUCAGACGUCCCCCUCUCUACUGCCUGAUCAGAUGUCCCCCUCUCUACUGCCUGAUCAGACGUCCCCCUCUCUACUGCCUGAUCAGACGUCCCCCUCUCUACUGCCUGAUCAGACGUCCCCCUCUCUACUGCCUGAUCAGACGCUGUCUGUUCCCAUUGCUCCUGGGAGGUGUGUGUGGGUGACAGUGGUCCUAAUGAAGAUGUAA
Molecule: messenger RNA, 2439 nt
Organism: Salvelinus fontinalis (brook trout)
Lineage: Eukaryota; Metazoa; Chordata; Actinopteri; Salmoniformes; Salmonidae
Product: anthrax toxin receptor 2-like
Exons: 16
Coding region: 292-2439 (715 amino acids)
Cellular component (GO): membrane
Molecular function (GO): signaling receptor activity
Source: RefSeq, a predicted model, not a curated record